Megalops cyprinoides (Indo-Pacific tarpon) is the source of this 1818-nucleotide messenger RNA. Its product is annotated as mucin-5AC-like. The record is from RefSeq and is a predicted model, not a curated record. Bases 134 to 892 code for a protein of 252 amino acids. Lineage: Eukaryota; Metazoa; Chordata; Actinopteri; Elopiformes; Megalopidae. The transcript has 6 exons.
UGUCUGCUUGAACUAGUCUGGUAUUUGUGCCGCCUGAGGACUGUAAGCAUCACAAUCAGCCAAUAUCUGAACAGGGUCUACCUGAAUAUCGUAUCAAUUGAGUGUUGGUCCAGCUACUUAAAAAGACAUCAACAUGAAGCUGCAGAUCCUAAUGACCCUGGCCUUUGCCUUUGUUGUAAUAGAUACAUCCAUGGCACAAGUGAACUCUACAUCUGCAACCAAUGCAACCAUGAAUGCUACCAGUCCGGCUCCAUCAGGUUCAGGUGCUACCAAUGCAACCAUGAAUGCCACCGGUCCGGCUCCAUCAGGUUCAGGUGCUACCAAUGCAACCAUGAAUCCUACCAGUCCGGCUCCAUCAGGUUCAACUGUUACCAAUGCAAGCACAAGUACAAAUGGAACAGUUACGACGACUCCAUCAGCAACAACAGUGGCACCAGGCAGCACUGCAGUUCUGUUGCUGGUUUUCUCCACCAAUGAAACCUUCACUUCAGCUCUUUCUGACAGUAACAGCCAGGCUUUCAAGGACAGAGUCACCCGUACAAAGAAUGUGAUCGAACCAGUAUACAAGAGGGCCUUUGCUUCCUUUCUGCGGCUGGUCGUGCUAAGGUUCAGGAGUGGCUCCAUUGUGACUGAUGCCGAACUGGUCUUCAACAGUUCCGGAGCUGUGCCAAGCGCACAGGUGGUGGCCACAACCCUGCGGGACGCUGUCGAGAACGGGACUGUAGCCCUCCCCAUCAAUGCCAGCUCGAUCAGUGUCACCAAUCCCCCGUCGACGACCACCACUGUUGCUGCAACAACCAGCGGUGUUUCUCCUGUGACCAGCCCUGUUCUCACCUGCCUCAUGGUGACUUUGGCCUCCUUCCUGCUGACUUCAGUGUUCCGCUUCUCAUGAAACACACACACACACACACGUACACACGCCUAGACAGAUGCACAACACAUUAGCGCACACGCACACGCACACGCACACGCUCUGACAGAAAUCACCGCAGUAUACAAUUUUGUUCUUUUUUUCCCCAGUAUAUUAUGCUUGUGUCUGUUAUUCAUAUGGCUAUAAGCAGUUCUAUCAAGCUUCUCUAUAGGAAGAUCCACACAGAAAGUUGCAAUGUAUGUGAAAUAUGCACUGUAUAUGAAAUUAUCCGUCCCUGUUUAACUGCUCAUCCUGAUCCACAGGGGAGCUGUGACACAAAUCCAUAUGUAAUGAGCCCUCUGUGGCCAGACCACAAGGCUUCCAUUUGAAUCAAGGAUCAAAUAUUGAAAAGCUUAAAUACAAAUUUCAAAGAUGAAGGCAAAUUAGAUGAAGGCAAAUUAUGUGCCCUUGGCCAACCACUUGAUCCGAUUGCUUCAGUAAAUACCCAGUUGUAAAAAUGGAUGUUUAGGUUGAGCAAGGCUGUUAGAUUCAACGAUACUGCAUCAAACAGCAUCUCAGUGGGGGGGUUCAGGAGGGUUGGGCCUCAGGAAGAGCCCUUGCCUGAUGAAAAAGAACACCCCCACACAGUAACAGCCAUCCCAUAAUAUUCUGAGGGCCUCGGCAACACUGCCAGGCCUUUCAGACAACACAAGCCUCUAUAACAUAGACUGCAGGAAAAGUCUAGAAAAAUAAAAUAAAAUAGAAGAGAAUGAUACCAACUGGUCACCAUAUACAGUAGCAUGUGGAAUUUAAGUAUUUAAUUUAUUAUUUUUGUAAAGUGAAUAAAAUAGUGAUCAUUGCCAUUACUUAUUCUGUGAAAUCUAUUCUAUUUUGUUAUUAUAUUUUUCAACACUGUGUUCAUUGUGUAACAUUGUGUUCACAGUAAAAAUAAAGACAAAUAAAAAUUU